Messenger RNA from Mytilus californianus (California mussel), 4635 nucleotides. RefSeq names its product baculoviral IAP repeat-containing protein 7-A-like. The transcript is spliced from 3 exons. Gene Ontology annotation, cellular component: spindle microtubule; cytoplasm; nucleus. Gene Ontology annotation, biological process: regulation of cell cycle; negative regulation of apoptotic process. Gene Ontology annotation, molecular function: cysteine-type endopeptidase inhibitor activity involved in apoptotic process. NCBI's taxonomy places the organism in Eukaryota, Metazoa, Mollusca, Bivalvia, Mytilida, Mytilidae. The record is from RefSeq and is a predicted model, not a curated record. The coding region runs from base 145 to 879 and encodes 244 amino acids.
ACAAUAUUCAUUGAGAAUUGACGAGAAGUUACGAUUGCGAAAAGUCCCAAUGCUAAAAAUAAAGCCUUGGUAAUAACCUCUUUUUCCCUGGGGACUUGCCGAGUAAGCAGUUAGUUGUAAAGAUUGGAUUCUUACCCAUCCAGAAUGGUGUCAAUGAUGAACAGACUGAAUAUACAUGACCACCGUGGUGGAUAUGACGAGGUACCCCAGCAUCCAUUAGACAGAUUAGAACCUCUGAGAAAAAAAAUCAUCAGAAAAAACACUUUCGAUCGCUGGCCUAAAGAUGCUAUAAUCAGUCGUAAUAAUUUGAUUGACGAUGGAUUUUAUUAUAUGGGAACAGAUGAUAAAGUUCAGUGUGCAUAUUGCGGGGGAGUCCUCAGUGGGUGGCAGAAAGGUGAUAAUGUUCAUGAAGAACAUAAAAGACAUUUUGGGAAGUGUCCAAAGAUGAGGGUUGAUACUGUGAGUGAUGAUGAAAAUGACCUUGAGACUGAUGGUGUGGCAGAUUAUAGUGAGUAUGCAGACCAACAAGAUCAAGCACAACAAGGUUCACCCGUACAUCAACCUAAACAACAUAAUUUUGGAUUUCAGAAUGAACAAAAAGAUGAUUUUGUGGAAAAAUCUAUACCUGUCGCAAAGGUUCAUAAUCCAAAAUUUUCCUUGUACAUUGACAGAUUGGAAAGUUAUGAAAAUUGGCCAAGUGAUCAUCAUUUAAAACCUGAGGAAUUAGCAUCUGCAGGGCUACACUACAAAGGUUCAGGGGAUAAGUGCCAAUGUUUCAUGUGCGGAGGCAUACUAGAAGAAUGGGAAAAGGAAGAUAUACCAAAAGAAGAGCACAAGAGAUGGUUUCCAAAGUGUCAUAACAGCAUGGACAAUGAGUGAAGAAAUCUGUUACAACUAAUUAUAAGUCCCAUUUAUUUACACAUACCUGCCAACAUUUCAAAAUGCCCAUGGGGGUUUAGCGUGCAAGAUGGCUCUCAUUGUCCCACAAAACCUUUAAAGGGGCCUUCAAAUUUAUUUUAAUGAUGUUUAUUUGCUUCUUCACAAUCUUAUACCCAUGGUAAAAUUGAUUGUUUUGUUUAAAAUUGUGGACAAAAUUGCUUUUUUAAAAUUUCCAAUUGGGAGCCUCCAUGGGGGAAAUCCCCACAAAUAGUGACAGUUGGCAGGUAUGUUUUCCAUUUAUAAUAUUACUGUUUGAUUCAUUAUUAUUCAUGGGAUAACAAUUUUCAUGGAUUUCGCAGGUAUAUGAAAACCACUAAUUUUAAUGUUCAAUGAAGUAUAAAUUUUCUAUAGUCAUAUAUGCAGACUUUGGCAAAUUCAUGAAUUCAAAUAUUCAUGAAAAAUACAUUUUAUUUGCUCAAUCCAAGAAAAUUGUUACCCAUGAAACAUAUGAAUCCACAGUAGUACAAUUGUAUAACAUUUAAAUCAGAAGUGAUUGUGAUAAUGUUGUUAAAUUACUGAAGGUUGAACAGUAUUUUGAACUGUGUACUGUAAAUUAAAAAGAAAAGGAGUAUACCCCCUCAAAACCAGGGAGAUUCAAUGUCACCAAAUAAAACCCUAUUUUCUACAUUACUGUAAAUAUUUUUAACUAGACACUGCACCUUCCCUUGUAUACCACUUAGCCCAUAAUUUGACAAAGAGCCUGUCAUACCACACUAUUGAAUGCCUUCGAUAAAUCCAAAAAGGCUCAGUAGAGGGAUGCUUUAGAAGAACAGUACAAAGCACACAAACCUCACAAAGCUUAACAUUUAUCUUAGAUGCAUCGAUCCAUAGGUAAGGUGCCAUGUUUUCUCUAAGUACAAAUGUACUUUAUGAUGUUCUAGGAAGUUUACGAUAUGUAUUUCCAAAGUUCUUGAAAUAAGUUUGUAAACAUUUGACGACAAAGUGAUACCUUUCUUAAGUAUCAAGAUCGUAAACAGAAACAGGUUUUAUGUAGAAGUUGUAUAAUUCCCCUCUGCCAUUCAGCUGGUAUCAGUUCAGAAUCAAAUAUAAAGGUAAACAGAUCACAUAAAGAUUAUACCGUUGUAUCACCACCAUAUUUUAGGAAGUCGUUUGUAAUAUCAUCAAAGCAUUUUAUAAUUUAAUCCAACAUAAUGCAUUUGAAACGGAGGAAAAGUCACUGCUAGCAAUUGAUCUUAAUAUAAUAAACUAUUGUACAAUAUGUCAAGCUUUAUAUUGUCCCAAGAGACUUGUGAAUAAAUUAAACAUAAACAAUUAAAGAUAUGUCAUCAAUUCCUUAAAUUAGAAAGAACUUAAAUAUAUGACAUAAGACAACCACUAAAAAGAUUCCUGACAUCGGACAAGCACAUAUUUUUCUUUGAGUGUCAGUUCAUUAGUUGUAUUUGAUGGUUGUUAUGUGUUCUAAUAUGGUUUGGACUAUAUUUACACUUGUGUCAUAGUGGUUAAGUACAUUUAAUGUGCCUACAUGUAUCCAGCCACUUUUUGUUAUCUUAACUGUUGAAUCAGCAUUUUAUUCUGUGUUUAAACUUAUACUUCUGAUGAAACGCUGAGGCGUUGGAUAUGAAUGUGUAAUACAUUUUAAAUUUUAAUAGUUAAUUCAUAUUAUAUGAACAUGAUAAACCUAGACUUAAAUUACUUUGAAAUCUGCAUAGAUUUUGUUCUUUAUUUUAACAUGGUAUUGCUUUUUUUCCACAGUAUAAUAUAUUAACCCCAAUUUUAUAUAAGGUAGGUCAAUUUAUCUUCAUUUAGUGCCUGCAUUUCUUUAAUGAAAUCAUUAUAAUUUCCAUCUUCGCUAGCCAAGGGUUGGAGAGGAGGGGACUGGAUCGUAACCCUUGGCUAGCAAAGAUGAGUCAUUUCCAACUAAUCUUUUCAUGCUUUUUAUGUUACAUUUUUACAAUCACAUGCAUGUGAUAUGUCAUGUGUUUGCUGAUAAUUAACAUGAUUAAAGUGAUAAUUUUUUAUGUUAACAAUUUUGUCAGAUUUUUGCCUAAUUUGGAAAAGGUUUUGCUUCAUUAUCAUAUGACAUUUGCAACAUUAAAGUAAAGACAACACAAUUUUAUUUGGAUGUAUAUCUACUCAUUAUGGAUAUUUCUAAAAGAAGUUGUUGUUGGUGUAACGUUAAUGCAAAUGUUUUUUGGUACUUCUUAAACGUUCAUAACAGUUUAAAGCAAGAGUUAAGGAAAAAUGAAUGUUUGAUCUGUUUAAGUCUUAGUAUUUUAGAUUUAUACUAAUUGUUUUUAGAUGAAAUAUGAUAUAGGUCAAAAUUCAGGACCAAAAUCAUGACCUCUUGAACAUACACCUUUCAAACAAGUCUAGCAUUGGGUUUUCUUGGUUAUUUUACAGGUUUAUGGACAGAUGUUGCCAUAAGGUGUCAAAUAAAGCAAAAAUUCAUUUGAAAUCUAAUUUGACAAAUAAUUUGGAAUCGUUUAAUCUGACAGGGAGAUAUCAAUAAUUAAUCUAGAAACCUAUGUGCUAAUUAUGUUUCAGAUAUAUAAUAGGAAUAGCUCAGCAUUGGUAAAUAUUAAACUUCCUGUAUGUUCUCAUGGUCUGUGAUUGUGUUAUUGAGAAGAGAGAAAAAUAUUGAAAGUUAUAUUUACAAACAUAACAAAUUAAAGGAAGGUCAUACAUGUAUAAAUCCUACCUUCUAGAGAUCAAAGAAUUCAAUUGGUUGUUUGAUGUCACAUGCUGACCAUGUAUAUUUAAAAUACAGAGUAUACAAGAUUUAAUGUUAUAAGAUCUGUAAAAUUUUCAAAGUUAGUAAUAGAUAAAUAGAUACUCCUGUCUUUUCAUAGUAUCAGACUGUCAGAAGAAUAUAAAUAUUACACAGUUCAUCAGUAACCUAAUAUGGGAUAUACAUGGUCAGAACAUUUUAUAUGGAGAUUCAAGCUACGCACUUACCAAAAAUAAACUUAAAAGACUGUGUAUAUACCAUAUUAGGUCACUGGUAGAGUGUGUAAUAUAUUGGUUAUAAGACAUUGUGCAAAACUAGUUAGCUUCAAGCAAAAAAUAUAGAUUACAUGCCCCAGGGGAAAUCUUUAAAUUAUUUCAGAUCUUAAUGUACAGUAACAAUUCUUUCUCAAACUACAAUUUUAAAGAUAAAGAAAUAUUUGGUACCCUCAUUUAUAUUAAUUUUCAGUGUAAUUAAAGAUAAAAAUUGCUGAGUUUCAGUCAAUAUACAUGUAGUGGUAGAUGCAAAAGGUUAGAAAGAAUAUUUUUGAAAGGUACAACCACAAAAUUAAAAAGAAAAAACAGCAAAUAUAAAUAACACAAAUUAAGAAAAGCUAAAAUGCAGAAAUCGGCAGCCCCAUACUUCCACCUAUUUAAAGGUCUUUUUUGUUGAAAAAGGUAAAGAUCCAGAUGGCGUAAGGAUGACUGGGUAAGAAGAGUUAUGCAAAUGUUUGGCCCUUUUGACCAUUUCUAUCUUUUGUGUUUUAUCACAACACAACAUGUAUUUUGUCAGAAAAUUUAGAUACAAAAAAGGUUACUAUGUUCAUUUGUUACCUUUUAUAGAUUUUCCCUGGGUAUUUUAACCCCAAAAACUUCAUAAUGUGAAACAUUUUAUUUUAAUAUUUGAUGUUUAAUCUAGUGAUAACCUGAAAGGUGUGUUUUUACUGAAUCUGUUUUAUAUUUCUUUCUGUUAUUUUUAAUUUUUUGUUUUGAUUAAAUAUAUUUCAUGUA